AUGACAGAAGCAGAAGCCACCACCACCACCAUAAAGACCGAGAUCCUCGGCUACACGGUUCCCUGGAUUGUGUCACCAGGCGACCAACUGGAAGUGAAGGUGUCGACCAAUCAGCCAUGGUAUUCGCAUCGGUUGAUGCGCCUCAUUCAAGGCCACGAGGAUCCCAAUUACGCCCCAAAGCGUCAUGAAUACAUUUCAUCGGUCAAGGAAGAACGCCAUCCGGGCCGCCACCAAGUCUGCCAUGUGGGAUCGUAUGCGAAAGCAGACCUGGGCGUCGAGGCCUUUCAGGAUUUGGGCCCGGGUCUCGAGUUCAGCGUGUACAUGUUCCCCACGCUCCUCGACGCCGGACACAACCAAGUGCUCGUGUCGACUCUGGACGAGGAGAACAAGACCGGGUUCGCGCUGCUCAUCAACCCACAGAACGUGCUGGAACUCCGAGUGGGGGACGGCACCUCCGUGGUCAGCCUCGUGACCGAGCUGGCUCCCCAGCUCAAGGUUUGGGCCCGAGUCACCGUCACCUUCAGCUUCACGCCGGCCACGGACACGGACAGCGUGGUGGUACUACAAUACGCACCGGUGCCGGUGGCAUGUGGAGUGGCCAAGAUCGGGUCUCCCGUGUCCCACACGCAACGGCUUCAGUCGCCAGCCGCUCUGAGCAGUCGGAGUGGUAGUGGUCCCCAGACGCUCUAUUUGGCCACCGGCUGGAUCGGCGGCGGGGUGAUGGGAAAUUGUUUCAACGGGCGGCUGGACUCGCCGAGGUUGACGUCGGGGUCGCGGGUGAUUGUCCAGUACGACUUUUCGCAAGAAAUCCCGUCGGAUUCCAUCGUCGACGUGUCGGGCCACGGCCGGCACGGGGUUCUCGUCAACGCGCCGAUCCGCGCGGUCAAGGGCCACGACUGGGACGCGACGCUGUUCGACUGGACGCAGGCGUCGUACGGGUACGGGGCGAUCCAUUUCCACGAGGACAGCCUGGACGACGCGGCAUGGGCGACCGAUUUCACCCUCAAACUGCCGGCCGACCUGCGCAGCGGCGCCUAUGCGGUCGAGUGCACGACGGACGACGGGGUGACGGACCACGUGACGUUCUUUGUGCGACGGCGGCCCGGGCAGGCUCCGGCGACGACGACGACAACAACGGCCAAAGUGGCGUUCCUGGCCAGCACGUACAGCUACCUGGCGUACGCCAACGAGCACAUGUGGGACUGGAGCGGGCCGAGCAUGUGGGACAAGGUGGCGUGGAACAAGACGGAGCUGUUCGAACGGCUGGCGGCGCGGCGCGACGUCGGGCGGUCGCUGUACGACAAGCACGUCGACGGCUACGGGUCGGUGUAUGUCAGCAGCAAGCGGCCGCUGAUGAACGUGCGCACCGGGUUCGUGCACUGGGCGUUCGACCGGCCGCGCGACUUCAGCAACGACCUGUUCAUGCUGGAUUUCCUGGAGCGGCAGGGCGUCGCGUACGAGCUGAUCACGGACCACGACCUCGAGGAGUUCGGCAUGGCGGCGCUGGAGGGCAUCGACACGCUGAUCUCGGGCGCCCACCCGGAGUACACGAGCAUGCGGCACCUGCAGUGCUUCGACGCCUUCGCCGACCGCGGCGGCAGUCUGAUGUAUCUGGGCGGCAACGGCUUCUACUGGGUCACGGCGUGCGACCCGGCCCGGCCGCACCGCAUCGAGGUGCGCCGCGGCAUCCAGGGCGUGCGCGCCUUUGAAAACCCGCCCGGCGAAUACCACCACUCGCUGACCGGCGAGUUCGGCGGCCUGUGGCGCGCCCGCGGCCACGGGCCCAACCUCACCGUCGGUGUCGGCUCCGCCGGCAGCGGCCUGGGCUCCGGCGUGCCCUACCGCCGCACCGCUGCGAGUUUGCAUCCCGACCUGGCCUGGAUGUGGGCCGGCAUAGCCGACCACGAUCUCAUCGGCGACUUUGGCGGCGGCGCCAGUGGCGACGAGAUCGACCGCUACGAAGUUGCCCUGGGGUCGCCCCCCGACGCCGUCGUCCUGGCCACCUCCUUGCCCCAGUCCGCCCUGUAUAAUCUGUUCACCGAGGAAAUCGGCUUCGGCGUCCAGACCACCAACGGCGCCAACAACCCCAAGGUCAGAAGUGACAUGGUCUUCUUCCACACCCGCGGCGGUGGCUUCGUCUUCUCCGUCGGUUCCAUCAACUGGAUUUGGACCAUGGCCUGGAACUGCUAUGACAACAACGUCGCAAAACUCACCUCGAAUGUCCUGCACCAUUUCAUAAACCAUUCUCGGCCUAAGAGCCCCUGA
This is a messenger RNA of Capronia epimyces CBS 606.96, 2265 nucleotides long. RefSeq lists its product as uncharacterized. The transcript has 2 exons. NCBI's taxonomy places the organism in Eukaryota, Fungi, Ascomycota, Eurotiomycetes, Chaetothyriales, Herpotrichiellaceae. The record is from RefSeq and is a predicted model, not a curated record. The coding region runs from base 1 to 2265 and encodes 754 amino acids.